CGUUUUGCAAAAUGCUGUGUGGCCUCUUCCUGUUUCAACAGAAAGGUGGGACAAGCGGAAGCAGCAUCUUACGGUGCUAAUAUUCGUCGCUGAGGUGGUUGAAUCACAUUAUUUGUCCCUCAACAUGCCGGCCUAUCAUUCAACCAUGCAGGAGGAGAACACCAGGUCGGUGGGGAACAUGGCUUUAAUGCCCCUUAAAACUCAGUUUAAGGGACCAGCGAGAGGAGAUGGAAUCGAUUCUGACAUCAUCGACGAGGCUAUCUACUAUUUCAAGGCUAAUGUAUUUUUCAAAAACUACGAAAUCAAGAAUGAGGCAGACAGGACGUUGAUCUACAUCACACUCUAUAUUUCGGAGUGUCUAAAGAAGCUGCAAAAGUGCAGCUCCAGGGGCCAAGGGGAGAAGGAGAUGUACACGCUGGGCAUUACCCACUUCCCCAUUCCAGGAGAGCCCGGCUUUCCGCUCAACGCCAUGUAUGCCAAGCCCGCUAACAGGCAGGAGGAAGACACAAUGAGGCUUUACCUCCAGCAGAUCAGACAGGAGACCGGCUUGAGGCUAUGCGAGCGUGUGUUCGACCCUGUGACGGACAAACCCAGCAAGUGGUGGAUGUGUUUUGUCAAGAAGCAGUUCAUGAACAAGAGCCUGUCUGCUCCAGGACAGUAAACCGGUAGGGGGGCGCACGGUGUUAACAUCCGAGCCUCACCUUAUGGACGCUUUAUUUCUUAAGAUCGCAUUUGUGCUUUUUGCAGUGCAAUUUUAUACUCUGAGUUGAUAAGGACGUGUUGUCACUUAAGUGUACGUUUAAAUUGAGCUGGUGCUUGAUUCAAUAAAGUUAUUGUGGAUGCGGGAAAUUUA
Syngnathus acus (greater pipefish) is the source of this 853-nucleotide messenger RNA. RefSeq names its product actin related protein 2/3 complex, subunit 3 (gene arpc3). Gene Ontology annotation, cellular component: cytoskeleton; Arp2/3 protein complex. Lineage: Eukaryota; Metazoa; Chordata; Actinopteri; Syngnathiformes; Syngnathidae. The record is from RefSeq and is a predicted model, not a curated record. The coding region runs from base 125 to 661 and encodes 178 amino acids. Gene Ontology annotation, molecular function: actin filament binding. Gene Ontology annotation, biological process: regulation of actin filament polymerization; Arp2/3 complex-mediated actin nucleation. The transcript is spliced from 7 exons.